CAGACAGGCUAUACACCGGUCCAGAGCACGCUCCGGGAUAUCGCAGCAUCUGGCCUCCGCAAUGCUCAGUCUAGCAUGCAACGUUAAUCAUCACAUCUAGGUAGCUUUGAGCUCAAUGCCUGCCCGUCACGUCUCGAACUUUGUUCGUACGUGCCGCACACUUGCAGGGCACUCCAGAAUGGGGCUACCCUUGGUGUUGACGAGGAGAGCACACAGGGAGUAUCAAGGCAGCUCUUAUACCACGACACUCGGCCGUCAGCAGAACAUUACUCUCAUGAAUCAACGCUCGACACCCACACGAAGCUAUGAGGUCGAGCGGGAGUACCAACGACCACCAUGCGCACCACCGAUACGCAUCUGAAAACAUGCAUACUCCGCCAUGGGAACUCACCGCCAAGAUCGGCAUAAGCGACGCCACCAGGACUCCUUCGUCAGCCGCUGAUCGGGACGUCUACGCUGAUGACAACCAUCACGCAUCGGUUCCAAGACAACAGUAUUCCGCGAGAGCACCGACUUACCAUGAUAUCCGUCGAUCGCCAACUUUGGCUUCUGAGUGCUACAACGCGAAUGCCUCGGUGCCAGAUGCCACAAGACCUGCCUUGACUGGCCCUCCAAGUUCGAGAAUGUCUCCUCACUUGUCCGACUCCUCUGGCACUUCGUCCGGCUCGUUUGAUCCUCAGAGGAUUCAGGCAUUCCCCGGUACAAUGUCAGCUCGGCACGAGAGCCAGGAGUACACACAUAUCCGAAGGUCCAAAGGUCACGACGAUGUCGAAGAGUCGACGGAAGAUCCUGACCGCCAGGAUACUGGCAAGCUGAAAAGGAUGAAGUCGGCGUUCAGAAGCUUCUUCAAGAAGCGGCACGUGGAUGAAAGGCAGUUUGAGACGAUCUCGGGACGACAUUGGGCGGAUGAUUCUGAUUGA
Molecule: messenger RNA, 920 nt
Organism: Zymoseptoria tritici IPO323
Lineage: Eukaryota; Fungi; Ascomycota; Dothideomycetes; Mycosphaerellales; Mycosphaerellaceae
Exons: 1
Coding region: 306-920 (204 amino acids)
Source: RefSeq, a predicted model, not a curated record